CACGCACUGAUAUGCGCGCACAGCGCAAGUGAUAUCGUUUCUGACGGUUUCAGUAUCAGUGUUGGUGUCAGUGUGUGUAGACCUCAUUCUCCUUCUCUCCCCCUCCUGCAGCAACAGUCGCUGGACCGCCGUCAUGUCUCUGACCACCGCCUCGCGCCUGCUCCGGAGCGCGCUCCGCGCCCGACUGAUCCCUGCGGCCAAUCUGACGACGAAACCCGCCAAAGAGAACAUCAGUGUUGGGGAACAGGCCAUAGCUAUGACCGCCCUGUUUGUGGCCAUCCUGGGUCCUUCUGGAUGGAUUCUGGCUCACCUGGAGGACUACAAGAAGAAAUAGUAGUGAAUAAAAGUCCUAAAAGACUGUUUAUUUGUUUUUCUGCUGGAGAUGUAGGCAGUAAACCCAGUCUGCUCUGUUCUGUCCUUCCUAUGCGAUGAGACAAGAUGCGACUCUUCUUUUUCUUUGUUCAAAAAUGCACUUCUCAGUGGUGAUAACAUCCAUCGGGACUCUAACCAAUAAAAAUGAAAACAUGCAAA
This is a messenger RNA of Melanotaenia boesemani (Boeseman's rainbowfish), 531 nucleotides long. RefSeq names its product cytochrome c oxidase subunit 8B, mitochondrial. The transcript is spliced from 2 exons. The coding region runs from base 134 to 334 and encodes 66 amino acids. Gene Ontology annotation, cellular component: mitochondrion. The record is from RefSeq and is a predicted model, not a curated record. Gene Ontology annotation, biological process: mitochondrial electron transport, cytochrome c to oxygen. Lineage: Eukaryota; Metazoa; Chordata; Actinopteri; Atheriniformes; Melanotaeniidae.